GCCCCUGGGUGUGGAGUAAUGGGAAUCGAAGACCGGCGCUAAAUUCCCGUGGAGUCAUUGAGACCUUGGUGUGUGUGUGGGAUGGGGGGAGGCGCUCCCACUCUUAGUCACAUUUCGUUCUUAGCUCCACCCUUGGAUAGAGUUUCCCAGAGCCCAAAGGGGAGAUGGCUGAGCGUCCGUUUCGCUGCCAAACAGCUCCAGCUUUUCUGAGCCUCUGAGCUGGGCUUGGAGGGGAGUCCGGGUGCUUACCCUCGGUAUAAGUCCUGCAGCAAUGAGCCGGGCCACUUUCUUCGAGGUGGAAAUCCUUGAUGCCAAGACCAAGGAACAGCUGUGCUUCCUCGACAAGGUGGAGCCAAAUGCUACAGUUGGAGAAAUUAAAUCUAUGUUCCAUAAGUCAUACCCUCAGUGGUAUCCAGCGAGACAGUCCAUCAGAUUAGACCCCAAGGGAAAGUGUGUACGCGAUGAAGAAAUUCUACAGACGCUCCCUGUAGGCACUACUGCUACCUUCUACUUCAAAGAUUUGGGCCCACAAGUAGGAUGGACCACAGUGUUCCUGACAGAGUAUGCAGGUCCACUCUUUAUCUACCUGCUCUUCUAUUCUCGCCUGCCUUUUAUUUACGAAGAAGAGGACGAAUUUACCACUAGCCCGCACACUGUGGUGCACUUGGCAGGAUUUUGCCACUCUUUCCAUUAUGUCAAAAGGCUGAUAGAAACACUGUUUGUGCAUCGUUUUUCUCAUGGUACAAUGCCUCUUCGUAACACUGUUAAGAACUGCUUCUAUUAUUGGGGUUUUACUGCGUGGCUGGCUUACUUCAUCAACCAUCCCCUUUACACACCUCCCUUAUAUGGUGACCAACAGGUCCAUCUGGCUCUUUAUACCUUCCUGGUAUGUGAAAUUGGAAAUUUCUCAAUCCAUAUAGCCCUGAGGAACCUGCGCUCUGAAGGAUCCAAGAUGCGUAAGAUUCCUUACCCAACAAAGAACCCUUUCACUUGGCUCUUUUUUUUUGUGUCCUGCCCCAAUUACACCUACGAGGUAGGAUCCUGGAUUGGUUUUACUAUAAUGACGCAGUGUCUUCCAGUCGGUCUCUUUACCCUGAUUGGUUUCUUCCAAAUGACUGUUUGGGCGAAGGGCAAGCAUCAUAUGUAUCUGAAGGAGUUUAAAGAUUAUCCCACCCUCCGCAUGCCGAUUAUUCCUUUCCUGUUGUAAUGUAGCACAGUUCUGAGGCACCAAAAAUGGCAAAGCCUUCUUGGGAGAAAUCCUCACCCUUAUCCACACCCUGACAAUUACACCAGGGCCUUCGGUGCAUGUCAACCUUCAGCAUGGGACUGCCAACUUGAAAUGCUCAUAUCUGUAUGACUGAUUCAGAUCACUGCAUUAGCCCAACUCAUUGUAGGUUGAUUUAUUUUAUUAUUCCUCAUGGUUUACAUUAGAAACCAUCUCAGUCCUUCCUCAGUACCUUACAUUAACUUUGCCUUAAUGCAAAGCUUGAAUGUUUAAUCACUUCUCAAACUACACAGCCACAGCCAUUGAUACUGUACUGUCUGCUAAGCAUGCUUGCUGUUGAUUUAAGUGUACUGGGGAGCGAUCCACUGUUUUCAAGGCUUUGUUUUGAAAUAUCUAGAUGCUGACAACAAAGGGCAGCCCGCGUGUGUUAUUUUGCAGAUCCUUUGCUCAUACUGUCUGUUGCCAAAUAAAAAUAAUUUAGUUGAAAUGCUUUCUUUUCAGAUAAAAUAAAUACUAAAUAAAGGGUGAAAUGAGUGAUGUUCUAGAGGGAAGCUCCUCUUGAGUGAUGGCCCGUGUCACGGACAGAAUUUACAUGUUCUCGUACUGCCAGUAUGAUCCGUAUGGUUUGUGAUGAAAGAGGUGUGCCUUUUCUUACCCUUGGUAUUUAUACCCCAAAUAAAAUCCAGCAGCAAGCUUUUGUGAGUUUAUAAAUAAAAUUUUUAUUCUCUCACACGCUCUUGACAUGUAUACUCAUGCACACAAAACCUAGCCACAGUUAAAGGUGGCACACUGAUAAAUUAUGGUUGACUCAUUCUUUAGCUGAUCAUCUUUGUUUUUCUUGUGGCAGUUUUCUCAGACAGUUUCAAUGCUUUAAAAUUAAGGUAAGUCUUGUUAAAGUGAAUGAUUUCAAUGGACCAUAAGGUUCCCUGUAGUUUAAUUUCUAGGAGAUUUCAAUCUGAUGAUAAUACCUUUUGAAUAGGUUUCAGGAAAGGGCAUUGAUUCACACCAUUCUGGAAUGUUACUUUUGUUCUUCCAUGAGACUGAGGAGUGCUGUCAAUCUACAAAAGAAGUCAGCUGUCUGAGGAUGACCAUCUGUCCUGUAUUAAAAUGUAUCAGUAAUGACUGAAAGUCCAUCACAUACAGGGACAUGAUACCUGGUAAUGUACAAAAACAGAAG
Molecule: messenger RNA, 2402 nt
Organism: Rhincodon typus (whale shark)
Lineage: Eukaryota; Metazoa; Chordata; Chondrichthyes; Orectolobiformes; Rhincodontidae
Product: very-long-chain enoyl-CoA reductase
Exons: 13
Coding region: 272-1207 (311 amino acids)
Biological process (GO): very long-chain fatty acid biosynthetic process
Molecular function (GO): oxidoreductase activity, acting on the CH-CH group of donors
Source: RefSeq, a predicted model, not a curated record